This is a messenger RNA of Cladocopium goreaui, 603 nucleotides long. NCBI's taxonomy places the organism in Eukaryota, Dinophyceae, Suessiales, Symbiodiniaceae. The record is from the annotation of a GenBank genome assembly.
AUGUGCUUGCUGCAACGCUUUUAUGAUCCACAGGAGGGGCAGAUCUACAUCGGUGCCGAGCGACGCCCUUUGAAGUCCUUGAACAUCCGCUGGUGGCGCAAACAGAUUGGAUUCGUGGGACAGGAACCCAUCCUCUUCAACAGCACGGUGCGAGAGAACAUUUUGUACGGAAUGGAGAAGGAUGACCAAGUCACAGAGGAACACAUCAAGAAGUGCAAGGAGAUGUGCAAUUUAGGUUUCCUGUACACCGAUGGCAACACUGGAUUGAACACAGAGGUGGGUCCCCGUGGAAGUCGUCUGUCGGGGGGACAGAAGCAGCGCGUGGCCAUUUGCCGCGCCCUGCUGCGCGAACCCAAAGUCAUGCUGCUGGAUGAGGCCACAUCAGCAUUGGAUUCGCAAAGCGAACAGCUGGUGCAACAGGCGUUGGAGGCGGCCCUGGCCAACCGCACCAGUUUUGCCAUCGCGCAUCGCCUCAGUACCGUUCAAGGUUGCGACCUGAUUUUGGUGAAUGCGGAUGGACGCGUGGUGGAAAGUGGAACGCAUGGGGAACUGAUGAUGAUGAAAGGUGUUUAUUACCAACUUCAAAUGCAAUCGCAAAAGUAG